This is a messenger RNA of Besnoitia besnoiti, 2943 nucleotides long. RefSeq lists its product as uncharacterized. The transcript is spliced from 6 exons. The record is from RefSeq and is a predicted model, not a curated record. The coding region runs from base 1 to 2943 and encodes 980 amino acids. Lineage: Eukaryota; Apicomplexa; Conoidasida; Eucoccidiorida; Sarcocystidae.
AUGAAUGGAUUCAUAGAGAGACGAGAUGAACGCCGGCGGCGCGCUGCGGAGGCGCGCGCGGCCGGGGCGCACUCCGGGGAGGAGUCGGGCUGCGGUUCUCCAGCGGUGGCGUCGUCGCGAGCCCCUUUCUCGAGUGGAUCUGCAUCGCCGGCGGAGUCUCCGCGCCCGUUUUUCUUUUCAGACUCGUCCGCGGAGGCGCUGUCUUGGUGUCGCGAGCGCGCGGCGGCGCUUCGCGCGGAGGCCGCGGAAAGCCGCGACAAGGCGAGCUGCCUGUGCGCGGAGCCGCAGCGGUCGCGCCUCCUGUCCCUCGCGGAGAUACAGGAGACCCAGGCACAGGCGCUGCUCGCGGCAGCCGAGGCCGCCGAGCGCGAGGCGUCUCUCAGCGCGCCCAGAGUCAGUCCGCGCGCGCGCGGAGACGCCCCAGAGGCGAGUCGCAGCGACGAGGGCGGCCGCCGCCUGCAACCCGCCAACAAGAACUGUAGGCCGCUCGGCGCGCUGCCGCAGCUCGGCUCGUCCGCGCUCGCGUCUUCUCCGCGAAGCCUUCAACUCCUCCCAGCGAGGCUCGCGUACCCCGCGCACGCUUUGCGCGAGGAAGACCUCGCUGGCGGUCGCCGCUCGAGAGAGGGACUCGAGGGCCUUCAAUUGCCAUUGGAGCGAAGACUGCCCGCCGCGGCGAUGAGGCCAGGGGUGGAGGCAGAAGGCUUUCUGGCCUCUCCGCCCGGUGCAGACGGGCGACCGCACCAGACGCAGGUCGCUGCGGAACCGUUUUCUCCCUCCGGGCGACGCGGAGUCGCGCACGGCUGCGGCGAGGGACUCACAGCCAACGGCAGCUGCGACAUGGGAGCUGGCGAGCCUUCUCCGUUCGACCCGCCGUGGGUACGGCGCGCGCACGCGCUGCGUCGGGAGGCGGCUGAGCAGCGCGACCGCGCAGGGUGCGUGCGAGGCCCGCGGCAGCGCGGCCUGUUACUGGUUGCUGAAAAGAAGGAACGCGAGGCAGAGGAACUUCUUCUGCACCGGGGCUGCGAGCCGCCCGCGAGUCCCUCGCAGCGACCCGCCUCGUCGUUCGCAGCCUUCAACGCCGCCUGGGAGGCUGCGGAAGCGGCGGUCGCUCGCCCGCCCGUGGAUGCGCUGCUCGACGCGCCGCACGGGCGCCUCUCGCCGUCGGGCGUGCGCGCGAGAGCAGAGGGUCUCUGGUGCUCUCGCCAAGUGGACGCCGCGAGCAGGCGCGGAGACCGCGGGGCGUCGCCCUCUGGAGUCGGGGGCGAGAGGAAGCCUGCGGCGGAGAGCGGCGGCGAGAGCCGGCGCAGCGCCCGCGUCCGCGAGCUGCAGGAAGAAGCUGCCGUCGCGCGGGACAAGGCGGCGCUUGUCCGCGGCGCCAGGCGGCGUGCGCUUCUCACGGUCGCCGAGCGGAAGGAGCAGCAGGCAGAGCUCCUGUCGGACGCGGCCAGCGACGACGGGGCGACAGACCCCCACGGCGGCGGCGGCCUGCGAGGAGACCCCCGCGCGCCUCUGGCAGCGACUACCGCGGACUCGGCGCCCUGGAUGCGAGAGGAGACGCGUGAGACGGGGCGGGGUAGACGGCGGUCUGCGGAUGUGCACGUCGCAGCUGACGCCGCCGUCACGCGAAAGAAUCGCGCCGCCGGAGACGCGGCCUGGGGCGACGCGCGACCCUGCGGCAGCCGAGAGGAAGACCGAUUCAUCAACGGACUACUCUCGCCGCGGGCGCUGGCGACGCUGCCGCCGCGCGUCUACGCAGAAGUCCAGCGGCUGCAGCGCGAGGCGGAAGUCAUCCGCGACAAGGCGUCCUGCUGCACAGGGGCGAAGGCUCGCCAGCUGCGGUCGAUGGCGGACAUCAAGGAGCGCCAGGCGGAGGAACUCGUACAUCCGCCUCGCCGCGGCUCGCCGCCCCAUGCCACGGGGGGCGGGCCUGGAGCGCGAGACGCCCUCGGCGACGGCGCUGCCGCCUCAGCCGCGCGCACAGCCUCCCACGCGCCGCCGUUCGUCUCGGCGACGCAUCAAGAACGAGCGCGGCUGACCUCGCAAGCCUCCAGCCUCCGCUUGACGACCGAGGAGGCCCAGGGGCUGCCUGGGCGCCCGCGUGCGGGCCUCGGUGGCACCGGCGAGCCCUCGCGGGUCCUGACGACACUCUCGGUGUCUCCGCCGGCAUUCGAGGCGCCCGACGGCGACCAGGCGAACGCCUUCCGCGACGGCGCCGAAAACCGGGAAGCGACGAUGCGCGACGCGGACGACGACGCGGACCAUCCGCUGGCGCACUGCGAGGACUGGCGGCGCUCGCGGCAGCUGUUCCGCGAGGUGCGACAGCACCGGGAGCAGGCGUCCUGCGUGGCGCGGAGUCGCCAGCGUCUGCUGCUUUCGAUGGCGGCAGCGAAGGAAAGGCUGGCGGAGGAGCUGAAGGCCAAGGCCGAGGCGUCGCUGCCGCCAGCGCUCCGCACGAAGCUGCAGCGCGGCGGCGGCGACCGCUACAGCGCUUUCGCGGCGAGCGGGCAAGACACGCUGCUCCUGCCGCCGCCGCCAUCCACCUUCCCGACUGGGGACGCAGGCCUCCCGGGGGUCGCGGGCGGGUCGCCGCCGCUGUCAGCUCGUGCUUUGCUGCGCGACGAAGACCCGCAGAGUCCGCCCUACGUCGUGGCUCUCAGGCGCGCCUCGGGGUCGCAGACGCAGGCGCCGCCCGCCGAGCGCGUCAAAGUCGAGGAGGGGGAGCCGCGGAGGCCCUCGCUCGGCGAGCUGAAGCGGCAGUAUGACCUACUUCAGGAGCAGCUUCACCUCGUCCAGGAGCAGCUGCAGCUGUAUCACGAGCGCGAGGCACACGAAGAGCAGCAGCGACGCCUGGAGGCGAUCCAGCAGAUCGAACGCGAAGAAACGGAAGCCGCCCAACACCUCGCCACCGAAAUGGACGCCGAGUUUGAAUUCCAAAAAAGAUGA